Molecule: messenger RNA, 14680 nt
Organism: Myotis brandtii (Brandt's bat)
Lineage: Eukaryota; Metazoa; Chordata; Mammalia; Chiroptera; Vespertilionidae
Gene: LRP1
Product: low density lipoprotein receptor-related protein 1
Molecular function (GO): protein binding; calcium ion binding
Source: RefSeq, a predicted model, not a curated record
AGUCGGGGGAACAGUGGUGCGAGCUCCAGGCCCGUGCACUGAGGAGGCAGAAACGAGGGGAGCCCCCAGAGCUCCAUCAGGCCCCUUCCAAGGGCUCCCACACCCGGCCCACGCCCCCACCCCCCACCCCGCCUCCUCCCAAUUGUGCAUUUUUGCAGCCGGAGGCGGCUCGGAGAUGGAGCUGUGAGCUUUGCCCAGGGACGGGGGAAAGAGGAGCGAAGAGAAAAGCAGGGGGCGAAGGGUUUGGAUUUGGGGUCAGGGGGCGUACCCUCGCCAGCAGACCCUCCACAAGGGGCUCCGAACUCUGCCUCUUCACCCACGCCCCCGGUGCGCGUUGCUGAAGGAUAGGAUAAGAAUAGAGGAGAAGGAAAGGAGGAAAAAGGGGGACCCCCCAAUUGGGGGGGGGGCGACGGUGAGAAGUAGCAGGACCAGAGAGUAGGGGGCUGCUGCUUGCAUCAGCCCACACCAUGCUGACCCCGCCGCAGCUGCUGCUGCUGCCCCUGCUCUCAGCUCUGGUCGCGGCCGCUGUCGACGUCCCCAAGACUUGCAGCCCCAAGCAGUUUGCCUGCAAAGACCAGAUCACCUGUAUCUCCAAGGGCUGGCGGUGUGAUGGUGAGAGGGACUGCCCUGAUGGAUCUGAUGAGGCCCCUGAGAUCUGCCCACAGAGUAAGGCCCAGCGAUGUCAGCCGAACGAGCACAAUUGCCUGGGCACUGAGCUGUGUAUUCCCAUGUCCCGCCUCUGCAAUGGGGUGCAGGACUGCAUGGAUGGCUCGGACGAGGGGGCCCACUGCCGAGAGCUCCUAGGCAACUGUUCUCAGCUGGGCUGCCAGCACCAUUGUGUCCCCACACUCAACGGGCCUACCUGCUACUGCAAUAACAGCUUCCAGCUGCAGGCAGAUGGGAAGACCUGCAAAGACUUUGAUGAGUGCUCGGUGUACGGCACCUGCAGCCAGCUCUGCACCAACACAGAUGGCUCCUUCACCUGCGGCUGUGUGGAAGGUUACCUGCUGCAGCCAGACAACCGUUCCUGCAAGGCCAAGAACGAGCCGGUAGACCGGCCCCCGGUACUGCUGAUUGCCAACUCUCAAAACAUCCUGGCCACGUACCUGAGUGGGGCCCAAGUGUCUACCAUCACGCCCACCAGCACACGGCAGACCACAGCCAUGGACUUCAGCUACUCCAACGAGACUGUGUGCUGGGUGCACGUCGGGGACAGUGCCGCCCAGACGCAGCUCAAGUGUGCCCGCAUGCCUGGCCUGAAGGGCUUCGUGGAUGAGCACACCAUCAACAUCUCCCUCAGCCUGCACCACGUAGAGCAGAUGGCCAUUGACUGGCUGACGGGCAACUUCUACUUUGUGGAUGACAUCGACGAUAGGAUCUUCGUCUGCAACCGAAAUGGCGACACGUGUGUCACCUUGCUGGACCUGGAGCUCUACAACCCCAAGGGCAUCGCACUGGACCCUACCAUGGGGAAAGUGUUUUUCACCGACUACGGGCAGAUCCCAAAGGUGGAGCGCUGCGACAUGGAUGGGCAGAACCGCACCAAGCUGGUCGAUAGCAAGAUUGUGUUUCCUCAUGGCAUCACGCUGGACCUGGUCAGCCGCCUCGUCUACUGGGCCGACGCCUACCUGGACUACAUCGAGGUGGUGGACUACGAGGGCAAGGGCCGGCAGACCAUCAUCCAGGGCAUCCUGAUUGAGCACCUGUACGGCCUGACCGUGUUUGAGAAUUACCUCUACGCCACCAACUCGGACAAUGCCAACGCCCAGCAGAAGACCAGCGUGAUCCGCGUGAACCGCUUCAACAGCACUGACUACCAGGUCGUCACCCGUGUGGACAAGGGGGGCGCCCUCCACAUCUACCACCAGCGGCGUCAGCCCCGAGUGAGGAGCCACGCCUGCGAGAACGACCAGUACGGGAAGCCGGGUGGCUGCUCCGACAUCUGCCUGCUGGCCAACAGCCACAAAGCGCGGACCUGCCGCUGCCGCUCCGGCUUCAGCCUGGGCAGUGAUGGGAAGUCGUGCAAGAAGCCAGAACACGAGCUGUUCCUUGUGUAUGGCAAGGGCCGGCCAGGCAUCAUCCGGGGCAUGGACAUGGGGGCCAAGGUCCCAGACGAGCACAUGAUCCCCAUCGAGAACCUCAUGAACCCCCGAGCCCUGGACUUCCACGCUGAGAGCGGCUUCAUCUACUUUGCCGACACCACCAGCUACCUCAUCGGCCGCCAGAAGAUCGACGGCACUGAGCGCGAGACCAUCCUGAAGGACGGCAUCCACAAUGUGGAGGGCGUGGCCGUGGACUGGAUGGGGGACAAUUUGUACUGGACGGAUGAUGGGCCCAAGAAGACCAUCAGCGUGGCCAGGCUGGAGAAAGCUGCUCAGACCCGCAAGACCUUAAUAGAAGGCAAAAUGACACACCCCAGGGCCAUUGUGGUGGACCCACUCAAUGGGUGGAUGUACUGGACAGACUGGGAGGAGGACCCCAAGGACAGUCGGCGAGGGCGGCUAGAGAGGGCCUGGAUGGACGGCUCACACCGCGACAUCUUUGUCACCUCCAAGACAGUGCUGUGGCCCAAUGGGCUGAGCCUGGACAUCCCAGCCGGGCGCCUCUACUGGGUGGAUGCCUUCUAUGACCGCAUCGAGACCAUACUGCUCAACGGCACAGACCGGAAGAUUGUAUAUGAAGGUCCUGAGCUGAAUCAUGCCUUUGGCCUGUGUCACCACGGCAACUACCUCUUCUGGACUGAGUACCGGAGCGGCAGUGUUUACCGCUUGGAACGGGGUGCAGAAGGUGCACCCCCCACUGUGACCCUUCUGCGUAGCGAGCGGCCCCCCAUCUUUGAGAUCCGCAUGUAUGAUGCUCAGCAGCAGCAAGUGGGCACCAACAAAUGCCGGGUGAACAACGGUGGCUGCAGCAGCCUGUGCCUGGCCACCCCGGGGAGUCGCCAGUGUGCCUGCGCGGAGGACCAGGUGUUGGGUGCAGACGGUGUCACUUGCAUGGCGAACCCAUCCUACGUGCCCCCACCCCAGUGCCAGCCGGGCGAGUUUGCCUGUGCCAACAGCCGCUGCAUCCAGGAGCGCUGGAAGUGCGACGGGGACAACGACUGCCUGGACAACAGUGACGAGGCCCCGGCCCUCUGCCAUCAGCACACCUGCCCCUCAGACCGCUUCAAGUGCGAGAACAACCGGUGCAUCCCCAACCGCUGGCUCUGUGACGGGGACAACGACUGUGGGAACAGUGAGGACGAGUCCAACGCCACUUGCUCAGCUCGGACCUGCCCGCCCAACCAGUUCUCCUGCGCCAGUGGCCGCUGCAUCCCCAUCUCCUGGACGUGCGACCUGGACGACGACUGCGGGGACCGCUCUGACGAGUCGGCCUCGUGCGCCUAUCCCACCUGCUUCCCCCUGACUCAGUUUACCUGCAACAAUGGCAGAUGCAUCAACAUCAACUGGCGGUGUGACAAUGACAAUGACUGUGGGGACAAUAGUGACGAGGCAGGCUGCAGCCACUCUUGCUCUAGCACCCAGUUCAAAUGCAACAGCGGGCGCUGCAUCCCAGAGCACUGGACCUGCGAUGGGGACAACGACUGCGGGGACUACAGCGACGAGACCCACGCCAACUGCACCAAUCAGGCUACAAGGCCGCCUGGUGGCUGCCACAGUGAUGAGUUCCAGUGCCGGCUGGAUGGGCUGUGCAUCCCCCUGCGCUGGCGCUGUGACGGGGACACUGACUGCAUGGACUCCAGUGACGAGAAGAGCUGCGAGGGGGUGACCCACGUCUGUGACCCCAACGUCAAGUUCGGCUGCAAGGACUCUGCUCGGUGCAUCAGCAAAGCAUGGGUAUGUGAUGGCGACAGUGACUGUGAAGAUAACUCGGAUGAGGAGAACUGUGAGUCCCUGGCCUGCAGGCCACCCUCGCACCCCUGUGCCAACAACACCUCAGUCUGCCUGCCCCCCGACAAGCUGUGCGACGGCAAGGACGACUGUGGAGACGGCUCCGAUGAGGGAGAGCUCUGCGACCAGUGCUCUCUGAAUAACGGAGGCUGCAGCCACAACUGCUCAGUGGCACCCGGGGAAGGCAUUGUGUGCUCGUGCCCUCUGGGCAUGGAGCUGGGGCCUGACAGCCACACCUGUCAGAUCCAGAGCUACUGUGCCAAGCACCUCAAGUGCAGCCAGAAGUGCGACCAGAACAAGUUCAGCGUGAAGUGCUCCUGCUACGAGGGAUGGGUGCUGGAGCCCGACGGGGAGAGCUGCCGCAGCCUGGACCCCUUCAAGCCCUUCAUCAUCUUCUCCAACCGGCACGAAAUCCGGCGCAUCGACCUUCAAAAAGGGGACUACAGCGUCCUGGUGCCUGGCCUGCGCAACACCAUCGCCCUGGACUUCCACCUCAGCCAGAGCGCCCUCUACUGGACCGACGUGGUGGAGGACAAGAUCUACCGCGGGAAGCUGCUGGACAACGGAGCCCUGACCAGUUUCGAGGUGGUGAUUCAGUACGGCCUGGCCACCCCCGAGGGCCUGGCCGUAGACUGGAUUGCAGGCAACAUUUACUGGGUCGAGAGCAACCUGGACCAGAUCGAGGUGGCCAAGCUGGAUGGGACUCUUCGGACCACCCUGCUGGCGGGUGACAUCGAGCACCCAAGGGCGAUUGCACUGGAUCCCCGAGAUGGGAUCCUGUUCUGGACGGACUGGGACGCCAGCCUGCCCCGAAUUGAGGCAGCCUCCAUGAGUGGGGCUGGGCGCCGCACCAUCCACCGGGAGACGGGCUCGGGUGGCUGGCCCAACGGGCUCACCGUGGACUACCUGGAGAAGCGCAUCCUCUGGAUCGAUGCCAGGUCGGAUGCCAUCUACUCGGCCCGUUACGACGGCUCCGGCCACAUGGAGGUGCUCCGGGGGCACGAGUUCCUGUCCCACCCGUUCGCGGUGACGCUGUACGGGGGGGAGGUGUACUGGACGGACUGGCGGACAAACACGCUGGCCAAGGCCAACAAGUGGACCGGCCACAAUGUCACCGUGGUACAGAGGACCAACACCCAGCCCUUCGACCUGCAGGUGUACCACCCCUCCCGGCAGCCCAUGGCUCCCAACCCCUGCGAGGCCAAUGGGGGCCGUGGCCCCUGCUCCCACCUGUGUCUCAUCAACUACAACCGGACGGUCUCCUGCGCCUGCCCCCACCUCAUGAAGCUCCAGAAGGACAACACCACCUGCUACGAGUUUAAGAAGUUCCUGCUGUACGCACGUCAGAUGGAGAUCCGGGGUGUGGACCUGGACGCCCCCUACUACAACUACAUCAUCUCCUUCACGGUGCCCGACAUCGACAACGUCACGGUGCUGGACUACGACGCCCGCGAGCAGCGCGUGUACUGGUCCGACGUCCGGACGCAGGCCAUCAAGAGGGCCUUCAUCAACGGCACUGGCGUGGAGACGGUGGUCUCUGCAGACUUGCCGAAUGCCCACGGGCUGGCCGUGGACUGGAUGUCCCGGAACCUGUUCUGGACCAGCUACGACACCAACAAGAAGCAGAUCAACGUGGCCCGGCUGGACGGCUCCUUCAAGAACGCAGUGGUGCAGGGCCUGGAGCAGCCCCACGGCCUGGUUGUCCACCCCCUUCGUGGGAAGCUGUACUGGACCGACGGUGACAACAUCAGCAUGGCCAACAUGGACGGCAGCAACCGCACCCUGCUCUUCAGUGGCCAGCGGGGCCCUGUGGGCCUGGCCAUUGACUUCCCUGAAAGCAAACUCUACUGGAUCAGCUCCGGGAACCACACCAUCAACCGCUGCAACCUGGACGGGAGUGACCUGGAGAUCAUCGACGCCAUGCGGAACCAGCUGGGCAAGGCCACAGCCCUGGCCAUCAUGGGGGACAAGCUGUGGUGGGCAGAUCAGGUGUCGGAGAAGAUGGGCACCUGCAACAAGGCUGACGGCUCGGGGUCCGUGGUCCUGCGGAACAGCACCACCCUAGUGAUGCACAUGAAGGUCUACGACGAGAGCAUCCAGUUGGGGCACGAGGUCACCAACCCCUGCAGUGUCAACAACGGGGACUGCUCCCAGCUCUGCCUGCCCACGUCAGAGACGACCCGCUCCUGCAUGUGCACAGCUGGCUACAGCCUCCGGAGUGGCCAGCAGGCCUGUGAGGGCGUGGGCUCUUUCCUCCUGUACUCUGUGCAUGAGGGGAUCCGCGGAAUCCCCCUGGAUCCCAACGACAAGUCGGACGCCCUGGUCCCAGUGUCCGGGACUUCCCUGGCUGUCGGCAUCGACUUCCAUGCUGAAAAUGACACCAUUUACUGGGUGGACAUGGGCCUCAGCACCAUCAGCCGGGCUAAGCGAGACCAGACGUGGCGUGAGGAUGUGGUGACCAAUGGCAUCGGCCGCGUGGAGGGCAUCGCCGUGGACUGGAUUGCCGGCAACAUCUACUGGACGGACCAGGGCUUUGACGUCAUCGAGGUCGCCCGGCUCAAUGGCUCUUUCCGCUACGUGGUCAUCUCCCAGGGCCUGGACAAGCCCCGGGCCAUCACCGUCCAUCCGGAGAAGGGGUACUUGUUCUGGACCGAGUGGGGCCAGUACCCACGGAUUGAGCGGUCUCGGCUGGACGGCACCGAGCGCGUGGUGCUGGUUAACGUCAGCAUCAGCUGGCCCAACGGCAUCUCGGUGGACUAUCAGGAUGGGAAGCUGUACUGGUGCGACGCCCGGACGGACAAGAUCGAGCGGAUCGACCUGGAGACGGGGGAGAACCGCGAGGUGGUUCUGUCCAGCAACAACAUGGACAUGUUCUCCGUGUCUGUGUUUGAGGAUUUCAUCUACUGGAGUGACAGGACUCACGCCAAUGGCUCCAUCAAGCGCGGGAGCAAAGACAAUGCCACGGACUCGGUGCCCCUGCGGACGGGCAUCGGUGUCCAGCUCAAAGACAUCAAGGUCUUCAACCGGGACCGCCAGAAAGGCACCAACGUGUGUGCAGUGGCCAACGGUGGGUGCCAGCAGCUGUGUCUGUACCGGGGUGGCGGGCAGCGGGCCUGCGCCUGCGCCCACGGGAUGCUGGCUGAAGACGGGGCGUCGUGCCGCGAGUAUGCUGGCUACCUGCUCUACUCGGAGCGCACCAUCCUCAAGAGCAUCCACCUGUCGGAUGAGCGCAAUCUCAACGCGCCCGUGCAGGCCUUCGAGGACCCUAAGCACAUGAAAAAUGUCAUUGCUCUGGCCUUCGACUACCGAGCAGGCACCUCCCCGGGCACCCCCAACCGCAUCUUCUUCAGUGACAUCCACUUUGGGAACAUCCAGCAGAUCAAUGACGACGGCUCCGGGAGGACCACCAUUGUGGAGAAUGUGGGCUCCGUGGAAGGCCUGGCCUAUCACCGUGCCUGGGACACUCUCUACUGGACAAGCUACACGACAUCCACCAUCACCCGCCACACGGUGGACCAGACCCGCGUAGGGGCCUUCGAGCGUGAGACGGUUAUCACCAUGUCUGGAGAUGACCACCCACGGGCCUUUGUGCUGGAUGAGUGCCAGAACCUGAUGUUCUGGACCAACUGGAACGAGCAGCACCCCAGCAUCAUGCGAGCGGCCCUGUCUGGAGCCAAUGCCCUGACUCUCAUCGAGAAGGACAUCCGCACCCCCAACGGCCUGGCCAUCGACCACCGUGCGGAGAAGCUCUACUUCUCCGACGCCACCCUGGACAAGAUCGAGCGGUGCGAGUAUGAUGGCUCCCACCGCUACGUGAUCCUGAAGUCGGAGCCAGUCCACCCCUUCGGGUUGGCCGUGUACGGGGAGCACAUCUUCUGGACGGACUGGGUGCGGCGGGCUGUGCAGCGAGCCAACAAGUACGUGGGCAGCGACAUGAAGCUGCUGCGCGUGGACAUCCCCCAGCAGCCCAUGGGCAUCAUCGCGGUGGCCAAUGACACCAACAGCUGUGAGCUCUCCCCCUGUCGCAUCAACAACGAGGGCUGCCAGGACCUGUGUCUGCUCACCCACCAAGGCCACGUCAACUGCUCCUGCCGAGCGGGCCGCAUCCUCCAGGAGGACCUCACCUGCCGGGCGGUGAAUUCCUCGUGCCGAAUACAAGACGAGUUCGAGUGCGCCAACGGCGAGUGCAUCCACUUCAGCCUGACGUGCGAUGGCGUCUCCCACUGCAAGGACAAGUCCGACGAGAAGCCGUCCUACUGCAGCUCGCGCCGCUGCAAGAAGACUUUCCGCCAGUGCAACAACGGGCGGUGCGUGUCCAACAUACUGUGGUGCAACGGGGCAGAUGACUGUGGGGACGGCUCCGACGAGAUUCCCUGCAACAAGACGGCCUGCGGUGCCGGCGAGUUCCGCUGCCGGGACGGCACCUGCAUCGGGAACUCCAGCCGCUGCAACCAGUUCGUGGACUGUGACGACGCCUCCGACGAGAUGAACUGCAGCGCCACCGACUGCAGCAGCUACUUCCGCCUGGGGGUGAAGGGCGUGCACUUCCAGCCCUGCGAGCACACCUCCCUCUGCUACGCGCCCAGCUGGGUGUGCGACGGCGCCAACGACUGCGGGGACUACAGCGACGAGCGGGACUGCAGGUCCGACUUCCCGCCCCCAGGUGUGAAGCGCCCCAGGUGCCCCCUGAAUUACUUCGCCUGCCCCAGUGGGCGCUGCAUCCCCAUGAGCUGGACAUGUGACAAGGAGGACGACUGUGAACAUGGGGAGGAUGAGACCCACUGCAACAAGUUCUGCUCCGAGGCCCAGUUUGAGUGCCAGAACCAUCGCUGCAUCUCCAAGCAGUGGCUGUGUGACGGCAGCGACGACUGCGGGGACGGCUCGGACGAGGCGGCUCACUGUGAGGGCAAGACGUGCGGCCCCAACUCCUUCUCCUGCCCGGGCACCCAUGUGUGUGUCCCCGAGCGCUGGCUCUGUGAUGGCGACAAGGACUGUGCCGACGGCGCCGACGAGAGCGUGGCCGCCGGCUGCCUGUACAACAGCACCUGCGACGACCGGGAGUUCAUGUGCCAGAACCGCCAGUGCAUCCCCAAGCACUUUGUGUGCGACCACGACCGGGACUGCGCUGACGGCUCCGACGAGUCCCCGGAGUGUGGUGAGCCCGGGGCCGCGUGCUACGCCUCCUCGCAGUUCCUGUGCAGCAGCGGGCGCUGUGUGGCCGAGGCGCUGCUCUGCAACGGCCAGGAUGACUGCGGCGAUGGCUCGGACGAGCGGGGCUGCCACGUCAACGAGUGUCUCAGCCGGAAGCUCAGCGGCUGCAGCCAGGAGUGCGAGGACCUCAAGAUCGGCUUCAAGUGCCGCUGCCGCCCCGGCUUCCGGCUGAAGGACGACGGCCGCACGUGUGCUGACGUGGACGAGUGCAGCACCACCUUCCCCUGCAGCCAGCUCUGCAUCAACACCCACGGCAGCUACAAGUGUCUGUGCGUGGAGGGCUACGCCCCCCGCAGCGGCGACCCCCACAGCUGCAAGGCCGUGACCGAUGAGGAGCCGUUUCUGAUCUUCGCCAACCGGUACUACCUGCGCAAGCUCAACCUGGACGGCUCCAACUACACGCUGCUUAAGCAGGGCCUGAACAACGCCGUCGCCUUGGACUUCGACUACCGCGAGCAGAUGAUUUACUGGACGGAUGUGACGACUCAGGGCAGCAUGAUCCGAAGGAUGCACCUCAACGGGAGCGACGUGCAGGUGCUGCACCGGACCGGCCUCAGCAACCCCGACGGGCUGGCUGUGGACUGGGUGGGCGGCAACCUGUACUGGUGCGACAAAGGCCGGGACACCAUCGAGGUGUCCAAGCUCAACGGGGCCUACCGGACAGUGCUGGUCAGCUCUGGCCUCCGUGAGCCCAGGGCUCUGGUGGUGGAUGUGCAGAACGGGUACCUGUACUGGACAGACUGGGGCGACCACUCACUCAUCGGCCGGAUCGGCAUGGAUGGGUCUGGCCGCAGCGUCAUCGUGGACACCAAGAUCACGUGGCCCAACGGCCUGACCCUGGACUACGUCACGGAGCGCAUCUACUGGGCCGAUGCUCGGGAGGACUACAUUGAGUUUGCCAGCUUGGACGGCUCCAAUCGUCACGUUGUGCUCAACCAGGACAUCCCGCACAUCUUCGCACUGACCCUGUUUGAGGACUACGUCUACUGGACCGACUGGGAGACCAAGUCCAUCAACCGAGCCCACAAGACCACGGGCGCCAACAAGACCCUCCUCAUCAGCACGCUGCACCGGCCCAUGGACCUGCACGUCUUCCACGCCCUGCGCCAGCCCGACGUGCCCAAUCACCCCUGCAAGGUCAACAACGGCGGCUGCAGCAACCUGUGCCUGCUGUCCCCCGGGGGCGGCCACAAGUGCGCUUGUCCCACCAACUUCUACCUGGGCAGCGACGGGCGCACCUGUGUGUCCAACUGCACGGCAAGCCAGUUUGUGUGCAAGAACGACAAGUGCAUCCCCUUCUGGUGGAAGUGCGACACGGAGGACGACUGCGGGGACCACUCGGACGAACCCCCGGACUGCCACGAGUUCAAGUGCCGCCCAGGACAGUUUCAGUGCUCGACCGGCAUCUGCACAAACCCCGCCUUCAUCUGUGACGGGGACAACGACUGCCAGGACAACAGUGACGAGGCCAACUGCGACAUCCACGUCUGCCUGCCCAGUCAGUUCAAGUGCACCAACACCAACCGCUGUAUCCCCGGCAUCUUCCGCUGCAACGGGCAGGACAACUGCGGAGACGGGGAGGACGAGAGGGACUGCCCCGAGGUGACCUGUGCCCCCAACCAGUUCCAGUGCUCCAUCACCAAGCGCUGCAUCCCCCGCGUCUGGGUCUGUGACCGGGACAACGACUGCGUGGACGGCAGUGACGAGCCUGCCAAUUGCACCCAGAUGACCUGCGGGGUGGAUGAGUUCCGCUGCAAGGACUCGGGCCGCUGCAUCCCCGCGCGCUGGAAGUGUGACGGAGAGGACGACUGUGGGGACGGCUCUGACGAGCCCAAGGAGGAGUGUGACGAGCGCACCUGUGAGCCCUACCAGUUCCGCUGCAAGAACAACCGCUGCGUGCCUGGCCGCUGGCAGUGCGACUACGACAACGACUGUGGGGACAACUCCGACGAGGAGAGCUGCACCCCUCGGCCCUGCUCUGAGAGUGAGUUUUCCUGUGCCAACGGCCGCUGCAUCGCUGGGCGCUGGAAAUGUGAUGGGGACCAUGACUGUGCGGAUGGCUCGGACGAGAAGGACUGCACGCCCCGCUGUGACAUGGACCAGUUCCAGUGCAAGAGUGGGCACUGCAUCCCCCUGCGCUGGCGCUGUGAUGCGGACGCCGACUGCAUGGACGGCAGCGACGAGGAAGCCUGCAGCACUGGCGUGCGGACCUGCCCGCUGGACGAGUUCCAGUGCAACAACACCCUGUGCAAGCCCCUGGCGUGGAAGUGCGACGGCGAGGACGACUGCGGGGACAACUCCGACGAGAACCCCGAGGAGUGCGCCCGGUUUAUGUGCCCCCCGAACCGGCCCUUCCGUUGCAAGAACGACCGCGUCUGCUUGUGGAUCGGGCGCCAGUGUGACGGCACCGACAACUGCGGGGACGGGACUGAUGAGGAGGACUGUGAGCCCCCCACGGCUCAGACCGCCCACUGCAAAGACAAGAAGGAGUUUCUGUGCCGGAACCAGCGCUGCCUCUCCUCCUCGCUGCGCUGCAACAUGUUCGACGACUGUGGGGACGGCUCCGACGAGGAGGACUGCAGCAUCGACCCCAAGCUGACCAGCUGUGCCACCAACGCCAGCCUCUGCGGGGACGAGGCACGCUGCGUGCGCACCGAGAAGGCCGCCUACUGCGCCUGCCGCUCCGGCUUCCACACGGUGCCAGGCCAGCCCGGAUGCCAAGACAUCAACGAGUGUCUGCGCUUCGGCACCUGCUCCCAGCUCUGCAACAACACCAAGGGCGGCCACCUCUGCAGCUGCGCCCGCAACUUCAUGAAGACACACAACACCUGCAAGGCUGAAGGCUCUGAGUACCAGGUCCUGUACAUCGCCGACGACAAUGAGAUCCGCAGCCUGUUCCCCAGUCACCCCCACUCAGCGUACGAGCAGGCCUUCCAGGGCGAUGAGAGCGUCCGCAUCGACGCCAUGGAUGUGCAUGUCAAGGCUGGCCGCGUCUACUGGACCAACUGGCACACGGGCACCAUCUCCUACCGCAGCCUGCCGCCCGCUGCGCCUCCCACCACUUCCAAUCGUCACCGGCGAGAGAUUGACCGGGGUGUCACCCACCUUAAUAUUUCAGGGCUCAAGAUGCCGAGGGGCAUCGCCAUCGACUGGGUGGCCGGGAACGUGUACUGGACGGACUCCGGCCGAGACGUGAUUGAGGUGGCGCAGAUGAAGGGCGAGAACCGCAAGACGCUCAUCUCGGGCAUGAUUGACGAGCCCCACGCCAUCGUGGUGGACCCGCUGAGGGGCACCAUGUACUGGUCAGAUUGGGGGAACCACCCCAAGAUCGAAACGGCCGCGAUGGAUGGGACCCUGCGGGAGACGCUGGUCCAAGACAACAUCCAGUGGCCCACAGGCCUGGCCGUGGACUAUCACAACGAGCGGCUCUACUGGGCGGAUGCCAAGCUCUCGGUCAUCGGCAGCAUCCGGCUCAAUGGCACUGACCCCAUCGUGGCUGCUGACAGCAAGCGAGGCCUCAGUCACCCCUUCAGCAUCGAUGUCUUUGAGGAUUACAUCUAUGGCGUCACCUACAUCAAUAACCGUGUCUUCAAGAUCCAUAAGUUUGGACACAGCCCCUUGAUCAACCUGACGGGGGGCCUGAACCACGCCUCGGACGUGGUCCUGUACCACCAGCACAAGCAGCCGGAAGUGACCAACCCCUGUGACCGCAAGAAGUGCGAGUGGCUCUGCCUGCUGAGCCCCAGCGGGCCCGUCUGCACCUGCCCCAACGGGAAGCGCCUGGACAACGGCACCUGUGUGGCUGUGCCCUCUCCAACGCCCCCGCCCGAUGGUAUGCUCGCCCCUCCCUGCACCCUCUCCGCAGGCGUGCCCACGUGCCGCUGCCCCACGGGCUUCACCGGCCCCAAGUGCACCCAGCAGAUGUGUGCGGGCUACUGCGCCAACAACAGCACCUGCACUGUCAACCAGGGCAACCAGCCCCAGUGCCGAUGCCUGCCCGGCUUCCUGGGGGACCGCUGCCAGUUCCGGCAGUGCUCUGGCUACUGUGAGAACUCUGGCACCUGCCAAAUGGCUGCUGACGGCUCCCGGCAGUGCCGCUGCACCAACCACUUCGAGGGGCCCCGGUGUGAAGUGAAUAAGUGCAGCCGCUGUCUCGACGGAACCUGCACGGUCAACAGGCAGAGUGGGGACGUCACCUGCAACUGCACGGAUGGUCGGGUGGCCCCCAGCUGUCUGACCUGCGUUGGCCACUGCAGCAAUGGCGGUUCCUGCACCAUGAACAGCAAAAUGAUGCCUGAGUGCCAGUGCCCACCCCACAUGGCAGGACCCCGAUGUGAAGAGCAAGUGGUCAGCCAACAGCAGCCUGCACAUAUGGCCUCCAUCCUAAUCCCCCUGCUGUUGCUGCUACUGCUGCUUCUGGUAGCGGGAGUGGUAUUCUGGUACAAGCGGCGAGUCCGGGGGGCUAAGGGCUUCCAGCACCAGCGGAUGACCAACGGGGCCAUGAACGUGGAGAUCGGGAACCCUACCUACAAGAUGUACGAAGGCGGGGAGCCUGAUGAUGUGGGAGGCCUCCUGGAUGCUGACUUUGCCCUGGACCCUGACAAGCCCACCAACUUCACCAACCCCGUGUACGCCACACUCUACAUGGGGGGCCACGGCAGCCGCCACUCCCUGGCCAGCACGGAUGAGAAGAGAGAACUCCUGGGCCGGGGCCCUGAGGAUGAGAUAGGGGACCCUUUGGCGUAGGCCCGGCCCUGCCCCGUCGGACUUUCCCCGAGAGCCUCCUGCCCCUGCCAGAGAAGUCCUUCCGUGAGCCCCUCCUGCCCGCCAGCCCUCCCCGGCCUGCCGGGAUGUAUAAAUGUAAAAAUGAAGGAAUUACUUUUUAUAUGUGAGUGAGCAAGCGAGCGAGCACAGUAUUAUCUCUUUUCAUUCUUCUCCUUCCUGCCCACUCCUCAGCACUCCCUCCCCAGUGCUGCCUUCGGGGAAGGGGGGGGGCAUGGAGCGCUCCGGGGGCUCCUUUGGCUCACAGGUAUGAGGGACCCCCACCUCCCAUCUUCCCACCAAAAUGCACCUCCACUGGGAGAGCUGGUGGUGCUGCCUCCCCUUCCUGGUCAAGACACUUUGUCAGGGCUCUCCCUGCGGUCCCCCCCUUUACCCUCCUGGCUCCCCAAGGGCUGAUUCUGGGGCGGAGAGUCCUUCGCUGCCCCUGUCUGGAGGACUUGGCUCUGGCUGAGGUAGGAAGGGAAGGAUGGAGUUUUUUAGUUCUUGGGGCAUCCAUCCCAUGCCCACAGCCCCCAUUCUAGGGGCAGCCUUGAGAUGGCCAUGCUCAGUACCCCUCCCAGACAGGCACCCCAUCUCCAGUGCCCCCACAUGGCUCCCGGGGCUGGAGACUUUGGUAAACAGUCCCCCAGACUCCCCUCCCCUGGGGAGGAGGUGGGGCCCACCAAGGAAGGGCAAGCGGGCAGCCCCGUUUUGGGAACAGGAACGUUUUAAUAAUUUUUGCUGAAUUCCUUUACAACUAAAUAACAGAUAUUGUUAUAAAUAAAAUUGUAAAAAAGAAAAAAAAAAAGAAAAGAAAA